AUGAUAUUGCUUGCAAGAUUAUCCGGACCUAGAGGGUUUGCUACCCACAGGUUAUUCCCAUGUGUUCGAGCUGGUGCUUUCAGACGUGCUAGUCAAGCCAUCAAAAGUAAAACCCCACGAGUAGCAGCUCCACGACCUGUGGCAACGCCACAAUAUGCAAGCAGAAGACCAGCAUACCCGGAAAGGCUACUCAUAUAUCAUUCUGGAACUGGAAGAACUGUCUUUCUUGGCUGUUUGAAAGUUACAACUAUUUUCAUAUUUGUAUUCUUUACCUUGGUAGUGGCACCAGCACAUUACUAUUCAGAGGAUGAGCCCCAAUGGGUGGCACCAGCUGUCCUAUUAUCUGGAGCUGUACCAAUGAUUUUCGUGGCAUAUAUAACAUCGCCAUUUGUCAACUACAUCCAUCUUAAGUUACCCAACUUUGCUCGACACUCACGGGAUUUAUUGAUGAGAUACUCAAAGAAUCCACCAAAAGAUGCACAAGUCGAUAUUACUACGAUGAACUUUGUAGGGAAACCGAGAGUGACUAGGCUCGGAAUUUAUGAAUUGGAAGCCGUAAAGCAAAGGUUUGGGGUGGGAAACUUUUGUCGAGAUACGAAGAAGAUCAAUGCCGCAAGGAAAUGGUGGAUGCCAAAGGCUGUGCGAUUAUUUGGAGUUCAUGGCGGAACAGGAAGAGUAAGGGAGUCGGAAGCCUGGGAGAAUAUCGCAAAGAAAAUACGAAAGGCGCCAUGA
Sclerotinia sclerotiorum 1980 UF-70 is the source of this 732-nucleotide messenger RNA. RefSeq lists its product as hypothetical. NCBI's taxonomy places the organism in Eukaryota, Fungi, Ascomycota, Leotiomycetes, Helotiales, Sclerotiniaceae. The transcript has 3 exons. The record is from RefSeq and is a predicted model, not a curated record. The coding region runs from base 1 to 732 and encodes 243 amino acids.